Uranotaenia lowii is the source of this 1122-nucleotide messenger RNA. RefSeq names its product probable dimethyladenosine transferase. The coding region runs from base 121 to 1041 and encodes 306 amino acids. The transcript has 2 exons. The record is from RefSeq and is a predicted model, not a curated record. Gene Ontology annotation, biological process: rRNA methylation. Lineage: Eukaryota; Metazoa; Arthropoda; Insecta; Diptera; Culicidae. Gene Ontology annotation, cellular component: mitochondrial matrix. Gene Ontology annotation, molecular function: rRNA (adenine-N6,N6-)-dimethyltransferase activity.
GUUGUGUGGUUUUAUUUACAGUGUAAACGUAAACAAAAGCACGUGCGUGUGUAAGUCGUUUUGUCACACCGACUUUCGGGUCAAAUUUACCAGAAAACAUUCGCAAAUAAGUUUCACAAAAUGCCGAAAGUACGUGCAGAAAAAAAAACUCGGAUUCAUACAGAAGUUGCCAAACAAGGCAUCGUUUUCAACAAGGACUUUGGCCAACAUAUUCUCAAGAAUCCUCUCAUCGUUACUUCAAUGUUGGAAAAAGCAGCCUUGCGACCUACGGAUGUGGUUCUCGAAAUUGGUCCAGGUACAGGUAACAUGACGGUGAAAAUAUUGGAGCGCGUCAAAAAAGUUAUAGCCUGUGAAAUUGAUCCUCGUCUGGUGGCUGAGUUGCAGAAGCGCGUUCAGGGCACUCCGAUGCAAUGCAAACUGCAAAUUCUGAUAGGAGACGUUCUAAAGGCUGAUCUUCCAUUUUUCGAUUGCUGUGUCGCCAAUAUGCCGUACCAGAUCAGUUCGCCGUUCGUAUUCAAAUUGCUGCUGCACAGACCGUUUUUCCGUUGCGCUGUUCUCAUGUUCCAGUUAGAGUUUGCCCAACGUUUGGUAGCUAAACCAGGCGACAAACUUUACUGCCGACUGAGCGUCAAUACACAGCUGCUGGCCCGUGUUGAUAUGCUGAUGAAGGUGGGGAAGAACAAUUUCAGACCACCGCCUAAGGUAGAAUCCAGCGUUGUAAGAAUUGAACCACGGAAUCCUCCUCCGCCGAUAAACUAUACCGAAUGGGAUGGACUUACGCGGAUAGCGUUUUUACGAAAAAAUAAAACAUUGGCAGCUGCGUUCAAACAGACGACGGUUUUAACGGCACUGGAACAAAAUUACAAAGUACAUUGUUCUUUGAAGAACCAGGAUGUACCGGAGGAUCUCAAUUUCAAGGAAAAAGUGGAGCAAAUAUUGGAAAAAAUUGAUGCCGGUGUUAAACGUGCACGGACAAUGGAUACUGAUGAUUUUAUGUCCGUUUUACACGCCUUUAAUGAAGCAGGAAUUCAUUUUAGUUGAACUAGCACUUCAAUAUUUUGUUUUUGUAUUAUAACAACAUUUUUUAGCAUAUUACACUUCACACGUUGGAAACAACCAUAA